UUGAGAUCUUAUCUUUCACCAUUUGUAUCUUGAAAAGAAAACAAAAAUGCAGUUCCCACAACAAUUUUUGUUCAUUUUUAUGUUUUCAGUAAUGAUUGUAUGCAAUGUUUGUGAGUCCCAAAAUUGUGCUAAUCCACCAAAGUGGGUUACUGUUAGCAAGUCAGGCAAAGCAAAUUUUCAAACAAUUCAAAGUGCCAUUAACUCUAUUCCAGAACAAAAUUCUCAAUGGAUUCACAUCCAAAUUUCUCCUGGCGUUUACACAGAACAAGUCCUAAUUCCGAUGAGCAAACCAUGCAUUUAUCUAGAAGGAGCUGGUAGCCAAUUCACCAACAUCGAAUGGAGUAUCCAUCCUAAUCUUAAUGCUACUUUUAAUUCCCAAGCAAAUAAUAUUAUUGCAAGUGGGAUUACUUUCAAGAAUACACUCAACGCACCUGUAUCAGACGAAAUUGCAAUCACACAAGCUGUGGCAGCACGAAUUCAUGGAGAUAAAUGUGCUUUCUUUAAUUGUUCUUUUCUAGGGGUGCAAGACACCUUAUAUGAUGAAUAUGGUCGUCAUUACUACCAUAAUUGCUAUAUUCAAGGUGGGAUUGAUUUCAUAUUUGGGAAUGGUCAGUCAGUAUUUGAGGCAAGUGAAUUGUUUUUUUCAAUGGGUAAAAAUGGUCCCAAAAGGAGUGGGUGUUUUACGGCACAAGAAAGGGACUCACCAAAUGAUCCUAGUGGAUUUGUUUUUAAAAAUUGCAAAUUUACGGGGACAAAAGGAAAUGCUAUACUAGGGAGAUCUUUAAGGGCUUAUUCAAGAGUCAUCAUAACAAACUCAUUCCUAUCAGACGUGGUAACACCUGUGGGUUGGGGUGCUCGUACCUUUGCUGGCCAUGAACAAACUAUUACAUUUGUGGAGGAGGGAAAUACAGGACCAGGGGCAAAUAAAGUAAAACGUGCCAAAUGGAUUAAGCACUUAAGUGGACCGGAACUUGAUAAAUUCUUAGAUAUCUCUUUUAUUGAUAAAGAAGGGUGGAUUUCAAAAUUGCCAUCGAAGAUCUUCGUUUGAUUGAUUGCCAUAUUUUUGUUGUAAAAUUAGUUCACUUGCAAUUUUUUAUAUUCCCUUAAGGUGUAC
This is a messenger RNA of Cajanus cajan (pigeon pea), 1114 nucleotides long. The record is from RefSeq and is a predicted model, not a curated record. Lineage: Eukaryota; Viridiplantae; Streptophyta; Magnoliopsida; Fabales; Fabaceae.